Messenger RNA from Williopsis jadinii, 1952 nucleotides. It is a transcript of the gene PHO84, whose product is annotated as phosphate transporter PHO84. Gene Ontology annotation, molecular function: phosphate transmembrane transporter activity. The transcript has a single exon. Gene Ontology annotation, cellular component: membrane. Bases 181 to 1902 code for a protein of 573 amino acids. Lineage: Eukaryota; Fungi; Ascomycota; Saccharomycetes; Phaffomycetales; Wickerhamomycetaceae. The record is from RefSeq and is a predicted model, not a curated record. Gene Ontology annotation, biological process: phosphate ion transport; transmembrane transport.
CUCCCUUUCUAUGGCUUGUGGUGUUGUUUGGGUUGACGGAAUUCCUUUUUCCCUUGUGUGUGAAAUUAUAUAAAGUCUUGGAGAAUGCCCAGUUUGCCAGUUGGGAUUGUUCUGUUGUUGCUUCCCAGUACUUUGCAAGACAGCUGUGACUCCAAGCAGUUUUAUACAGGUUGAGAAGAGAUGUCUGACGAGAAGGUUAACCCUGCGGCUGUUGGUGUUAGAACCAAGGGUGGUAACUCUGCGUUCCACAACUACCUGAACGACUUUGCCGACGUUGAGGACCCUCUGGAGAGAAGAAGACUGGCGCUGGAGAAGAUUGACCAGGCGUCGUUUGGCUGGUACCAUGUGAGAGCCAUCACCGUUGCCGGUGUUGGUUUCCUGACAGAUGCGUACGAUAUCUUUGCCAUUAACCUGGGUUUGUCGAUGAUGUCGCACGUUUUCUGGGAGAACGGUAACGUGCCAUCGUCCACGAGUACCCUGAUCAAGGUGUCGACCUCUGUUGGUACUGUUAUUGGCCAGCUUGGAUUCGGUUUCCUUGCUGAUUACGUUGGUCGUAAGAGAAUCUACGGUACCGAGCUGAUUGUGAUGAUCUGUGCCACCAUUGGCCAGUGUUGCCUUGGUGAGUCCCCAGCCAUCAACUUCACUGCUAUCCUUACUUUCUUCAGAAUUGUCCAAGGUAUUGGUAUUGGUGGUGAUUACCCAAUGUCCUCUGUUAUCUCUUCAGAGUUUGCCACCACCAAGUGGAGAGGUGCCAUUAUGGGUGCCGUGUUUGCCAACCAAGGUUGGGGUCAGUUGAUGGCUGGUAUCGUUGCCUUGAUCUGUGUUGCAGGUUACAAGAACGAUCUGAUCGAUGCCAACACGUCUGCCGAGUGUGGCCACAGUUGUCAAAGAGCGUGCGAUGCCAUGUGGCGUAUUGUUGUUGGUUUUGGCUGUGUUCCAGGCUGUGUCGCAUUGUACUUCAGAUUGACCAUCCCAGAAUCCCCAAGAUACACCUUGGAUGUUGAGUACGAUAUCGAGAAGGGUGUUGCCGAUGGUGGUAAGUUCUCCUCUGGUAUGCGUGGUAACGCUGACGAUUCUGAUGUCCAACAGUUGAGAGUCACCGAGAGAACCACUGCAGAGAUCAUCCAGCCACCAAAGGCCUCCUUUGGUGAUUUCAGACGCCAUUUCGGCCAAUGGAAGCACUUUAAGAUUCUUUUGGGUACUGCUGGUUGUUGGUUCAUGCUUGAUGUUGCCUACUACGGUCUUGGUUUGAACACUGCUACUAUUUUGCAAACUAUUGGUUACGCCUCUUCGAAGAACGUUUACCACUCUCUUUACAACCAAGCUGCCGGUAACUUGAUUUUGAUUUGUGCCGGUUCCAUCCCAGGUUACUGGUUCUCUGUUGCUACUAUCGAUUUCGUCGGUAGAAAGCCAAUCCAGUACAUGGGUUUCUUCCUCUUGACCGUUAUCCUCUGUAUCAUUGGUUUCGCUUACCACAAGGUUGGUGAGCACGGUUUGCUUGCUCUCUACGUUCUUGCCCAAUUCUUCCAGAACUUUGGUCCAAACACAACCACCUUCAUCGUGCCAGGUGAGUGUUACCCAACCAGAUACAGAUCCACAGCCCACGGUAUCUCUGCUGCCUGUGGUAAAGUUGGUGCUAUCAUUGCCCAAACUGCCCUUGGUACUUUGAUCAACCACAACUGUCCGUCUGAUAAGAAGAACUGUUGGUUGCCACAUGUCAUGGAGAUCUUUGCCCUCUUCAUGCUCUGUGGUCUUUUCCUCACCUACUUCAUCCCAGAGACCAAGAGAAAGACCUUGGAAGAGAUCUCUGAGGAAGUCCACGGCGAGGUUGAUCCAUCAAAGCUCGCUCUUCAACAACGUGCGUAUGACAACACCUCCAGUGCCGACGACAAGAUGGUCUAAGUUCAUCGAGUGCCAUUGAAAUAGAGUGUGUUUGCAGCAAACGAGCACAG